Volvox carteri f. nagariensis is the source of this 372-nucleotide messenger RNA. RefSeq lists its product as uncharacterized. The record is from RefSeq and is a predicted model, not a curated record. The annotation marks the transcript as partial. The transcript is spliced from 3 exons. NCBI's taxonomy places the organism in Eukaryota, Viridiplantae, Chlorophyta, Chlorophyceae, Chlamydomonadales, Volvocaceae.
GUGCCGUUGUACUCGGAGCGCGUGCCGUUGUACUCGGAGCGCGUGCUGUUGUAUUCGGAGCGAGUGCCGUUGUAUUCGGAGCGAGUGCCGUUGUACUCGGAGCGACGCGUGCCGUUGUACUCGGAGCGAGUGCCAUUGUACUCGGAGCGAGUGCCGUUGUACUCGGAGCGAGUGCCGUUGAAGUCACCAUCAUGCCAUGUACCAUUGUACCUAGGCGCUGUACGGUUGUACUCGGAGCGCGUGCCGUUGUACUCGGAGCGAGUGCCGUUGUACUCGGAGCGAGUGCCGUUGUAUUCGGAGCGCGUGCCGUUGAACUCGGAGCGCGUGCCGUUGUAUUCGGAGCGAGUGCCGUUCAAGUCAUCAUCAUGCCAU